CAGCCACAGCCGACACCGACGUGGCCAGCGAUCGCGCCAAUUCAAAGCAGUCCUGCGCUAAGCGGAUAGCGCCGCGGUUACGAGUCGACUCUACGCACACGGGCACUGGGAGAGGGAGAGAGAGGCCCAGGUGGACCGUCUCUCUUUCAAUUUGCUAUCGCCGCUAUAGCGGGACGCGCGUGAUUUUCGUUUGGCCGAGGGGAGAGCCCAGCGAGCCUGCCGUCAGUCCCCAACAUGAGACUCAUCGCCGUAUUAGCCACAAUCUUGGCCGUCGUCGCCAGCCUCGCUCACGCGCAAAACUACAACCAACUAUAUUCUGGCUUUGGUCCAUAUCUCAGGCAAUCAUCUGGAAUGAGGGACCCGCGAUCUAAUACUGGUCCGGUGCUGUUCCCCCCGGGCCCGCCUGGCAAUCCCGCCGACACCAGCGGCGUCGUCGUCGGGGCAAGUGGCUACGGAUUCGUUCCACCCAACGCAGGUAAAACGCUCGGACCGCCCUGAGCGCCUCCAACUGAGAUCGUAGUGAAUCGCUAUUAGUAGCUUAGAUAACCGCGGCGAGUCACAACGCUUUAUUUAUGAGAGGAAAUAAUAAGUCUUGGGAAGAGGAGGCGAAAGGAGACGCCUAAUGGUGAUGGCUUGGCCGGAAUAGUGAAAUGGAGGAGUAUAGGAAAUUAACGCAACCGUCCUCGUGUAAAUAAGCCUUAGAACCUGUGUAGCAAAGCUUUCGGCUGCGGUACUUCAACUACGAAUGCUGUAGAGUUGGGUAUGCCGCACACGGGACCAGCAUCUGUACAUACACUUACAUGUAUAUAUAACUGAUUGUUGAUGCCGAUGCCUGAUCCUUGCCUAUCCUACCAAUGCAACUCCUUGUAUUAUAUUAACUUUGGCAAUAAAUAAAAGCUGUAUAUGUCUCACGUCAAUGAAAGUAACUCCU
Ceratosolen solmsi marchali is the source of this 931-nucleotide messenger RNA. It is a transcript of the gene Wat, whose product is annotated as worker-enriched antennal transcript. The coding region runs from base 235 to 498 and encodes 87 amino acids. The record is from RefSeq and is a predicted model, not a curated record. NCBI's taxonomy places the organism in Eukaryota, Metazoa, Arthropoda, Insecta, Hymenoptera, Agaonidae. The transcript has 3 exons.